Messenger RNA from Struthio camelus australis, 1681 nucleotides. Its product is annotated as glioma pathogenesis-related protein 1. The record is from RefSeq and is a predicted model, not a curated record. NCBI's taxonomy places the organism in Eukaryota, Metazoa, Chordata, Aves, Struthioniformes, Struthionidae. Gene Ontology annotation, cellular component: extracellular region.
CCAGCCCACAAGCCUUCCAAGCAAACGCUGUCUGUGGAGCUAAAAGCACCUUAUACAGCUAAACUAUUCUGCUUUUAAAGCUGGAAGAUCAGAGACCGAGAAUCAUGGCAAGCAGACUUUUUACUUGUGUGCUGGCUUUGCUGCAUUUCUGUCUUUCUUCUGACUCCUACGAACCACAUACGUUGCCUGAUAUUGGAGAUCCAAAGUUUAUUGAUGAAUGUGUGAGAACCCAUAACAGAUUCCGGUCUGGAGUGAAUCCACCAGCUAGCAACAUGCUUUACAUGAGCUGGGAUCCUGAUUUGGCAAAGACCGCGAAAGCUUGGACAAAGAAAUGCCAAUUUAAACAUAAUAUCUACCUCAAAGAGCCAGGGAAGGCUCACCCCAAAUUCACCCCCGUUGGAGAAAACCUGUGGACAGGCUCACUCGCGGGUUUUACUGUGGAAGGAGCCAUCACCUCUUGGUACAAGGAGGUCAGCGCCUACAGUUAUGCCACCAAUAGCUGUAACAGAGUGUGUGGUCAUUACACGCAGAUUGUUUGGGCUACAAGUUACAAAGUCGGCUGUGCUGUUCACUUUUGUCCGACAGUGACGGACUUCUCUGGAACUAACGUAGCACACUUUAUUUGCAACUAUGGACCAGCUGGGAAUUACCCAAGGCUCCCGUACGAGAGGGGAGCACCAUGCAGCCAGUGCAAGGGAGAGCAGUGUGCAGACAAGCUGUGUAAAAAUGCAGAGCGUGAUAAAGUCGUUAGUGAUUCCAGAUGGUAUCCAGACUGGGACAGACCUGCCUGUGAUGAGUACUGUAUCACCGUUAUUGUUUUAAGGCUCUUAUUACUUACACUGGCAAUUCCAGCCAGCUGGAUCUUACAGAAAUAUUCGUCUGUAGCACCUGCCAGUGAAUAACACACAUGCAGAAGACUGCGAGAGCAGUUAGGCCAAUUCAUCCCUAUCCUAUGUGUAAGUUACUGGCAGCAGAAAGAUCUGUAGAGACGUUGAUUGCAUCCACAGAUGAUUUAGAAAUAUAAAUAUCACCUUCAUCUCCAGCAGCAGCAGAGAAAGCUGGUAACAGCUUUCUCAUUAUUCAGAACCAAUCGUUGGUUUUAAAUUACCCACUUAGUUUUCUGAAGUGGAGCGGUCUGAGAAGGGAUUCAGUGGGUAACGAAGCAUGCUGCAGAGGCAGUGCACUGAGACACGGACAGCUGCCCAAGGCACUAAGACUGGCUGCAGGGUGACUCCAGCCCAGGAGCCUGUCCCUCGCCCUGGCCGAGGCCUAGGGCUGAGCACACGCCUCUCCCCCUCCUGCAGCAGUAUUUCCUAGGAUGCUCUCCAAGCAAGGUGCAGCAGCAUGCUGCUGCGUAGCUGACAAAUCAAACAUUUAUCAAAUCAUUUUUGGACCCCUGUAAGCUCUUGCGUCUGCAUCCUGUGGUGGGCAGUACGUUUCCCAGCCUCGCCGUGCACUGGGGGCACUGGCAUGUCUCUUCGUUUAGGAUGCUUUCCAACACCCGCAUCGUCUAUGCCAAGAAGCAGAAUUUCUUCUAUUUUUACAGGUGGAAAUAUAGAACUUCUGUCUUUCUUCUCUCCUUUCCCCCCCCCCUCCUUAAACAUGGGGAUUUUGACUGCUAUUUCAAAUAAUAAACCCCUGUUUAGUCUCUCCCUGGCAUGGCAACUCUGUAUUUACAACC